GGAUGGAGCCGCGCUGGGAGCGACGCGAAGGGACCGCGGGAGGAUUUGGGGGUCCCGGGAGGGGAUUUGGGGGUUCGGGGGGGGCCCUGAGGGCCGAGACCCCCCCCGAGAGGCUUCGGCUGGUGGUGCUGGGGGCCGGCGGCGUCGGGAAGAGCGCGCUGAGCGUCCGCUUCGUCCAGUCCUCCUUCGCCCCCACCCACGACCCCACCAUCGAGGACUCCUACUCCAAGCUCUGCCGGGUGGAUGGGGUCCCCGUGCGCCUCCACAUCGUGGACACAGCGGGGCAGGAGGAAUUGGGGGGACUGCGGGAACCCCACUUGCGGGCGGGCGAUGGCUUCCUCCUCGUCUUUGCCAUUAACGACCGCGGGAGUUUUGGGGUGCUGCCGCGGCUCUUGGGGCAAAUCCUGCGCGUGAAGGACCGCGACGACGUCCCCACAGUGGUGGUGGGAAACAAAGCGGAUCUGCAGUGCCGACGCCAGGUCCCCCGCGAGGAGGCCGAGGCCUUUGCCCGACAGCGGCGCCUUCGCUACCUCGAGGCGUCGGCCAAGACGCGCCUCAACGUGGACGAGGCCUUCGAGGAGGUGGUGCGCGCCAUAAGGCGCUUCCGGGAGCAGGAGACCCCCCCGGCGCUGCCCCCCCCACCCCCCAAGGACCCCCCCCCUCGCUGCCCCUGUGCCCUCCUCUGA
Cuculus canorus (common cuckoo) is the source of this 686-nucleotide messenger RNA. It is a transcript of the gene RRAS, whose product is annotated as RAS related. Bases 3 to 686 code for a protein of 227 amino acids. The transcript is spliced from 6 exons. Gene Ontology annotation, molecular function: GTP binding; GDP binding; GTPase activity. The record is from RefSeq and is a predicted model, not a curated record. Gene Ontology annotation, biological process: signal transduction. NCBI's taxonomy places the organism in Eukaryota, Metazoa, Chordata, Aves, Cuculiformes, Cuculidae. Gene Ontology annotation, cellular component: plasma membrane.